This is a messenger RNA of Artibeus jamaicensis (Jamaican fruit-eating bat), 4304 nucleotides long. RefSeq names its product monoglyceride lipase (gene MGLL). Gene Ontology annotation, molecular function: lipase activity. The record is from RefSeq and is a predicted model, not a curated record. NCBI's taxonomy places the organism in Eukaryota, Metazoa, Chordata, Mammalia, Chiroptera, Phyllostomidae. The transcript is spliced from 10 exons. The coding region runs from base 231 to 1286 and encodes 351 amino acids. Gene Ontology annotation, cellular component: membrane.
ACCCCCACCGCAAGCCUGACCAGGGAUAAACUGGCGGCUCUGUCACCGCACCCUGUAGCUACGGAGCCGGAGCCCGGCGGCACACAGCUCAGCCCAACCCUGACCCGCUGCAGACUAGGACCCCCAGCCUUUGGAACUCGAAAGCGGCGCUCGUGGCUCCGGUAACUGCCUCCCGGUCCUCGCCCCAGACUACAAGUGCCGUCACCAAGGAACUUGGAGAUCCUUUCAGAAUGCCAGAGGAAAGUUCUCCCAGGAGGACUCCACAGAGUGUUCCAUAUCAGGACCUGCCUCAUUUGGUCAAUGCUGAUGGACAGUACCUCUUCUGCAGGUACUGGAAACCCACUGGCACUCCCAAAGCCCUCAUCUUUGUGUCCCAUGGAGCCGGGGAGCACUGUGGCCGCUAUGAUGAGCUGGCUCAGAUGCUAGUGGGACUGGAGCUUCUGGUGUUCGCCCAUGACCAUGCUCUGCAGCCCCAGAGUCCUUAUUCUCUGCCUCCCUGCAAAGGUGACGAAGAUGUUCUUCCUCCUGACACUUCCUGGAGCCCAGUUGGCCAUGGACAGAGCGAAGGGGAGAGGAUGGUAGUGUCCGACUUCCAUGUUUUCAUCAGAGAUGUGUUACAGCAUGUGGACAUCAUGCAGAAAGACUACCCAGGGCUUCCUGUCUUCCUUCUGGGCCACUCCAUGGGAGGUGCCAUUGCCAUCCUCACAGCUGCAGAGAAGCCAGGCCACUUCUCAGGCAUGGUUCUCAUUUCACCUCUGGUUCUGGCCAAUCCUGAGUCUGCAACAACAUUCAAGGUCCUGGCAGCAAAAGUUCUCAACCUUGUCCUGCCAAACAUGUCCCUGGGCCCGAUCGAUGCCAGCGUGCUCUCUCGGAAUAAGACAGAGCUCCAAGAAGGCAGUCUUGUUACCAGUAUUUGCAUUUGUGGAAGCUUGGGCCCAGACAAGGUCGACCUUUAUAACACAGACCCCCUCAUCUGCCGAGCAGGACUGAAAGUGUGCUUUGGCAUCCAGCUACUCAAUGCUGUCUCAAGGGUGGAGCGGGCCCUCCCCAAGCUGACCUUGCCCUUCCUCCUGCUCCAGGGCUCUGCUGACCGCCUGUGCGACAGCAAAGGGGCCUACUUGCUCAUGGAGUCCGCCAAGAGCCAGGACAAGACACUCAAGAUUUAUGAAGGUGCCUACCACGUUCUCCACAAAGAGCUUCCUGAAGUAACCAACUCCGUCUUCCAUGAAAUAAACAUGUGGGUCUCUCAAAGGACAGCGGCAGCGAGAACAGGGUCCCUACCCUAAGCACAUUGUCCAGCCAGGCAAUCCCACAGUUAGGGAAAUGGGCAGAGGAAGCCGACCUCUCAGAUGUGGCUUGCAAAAAGAAACAAACCCCACAAACUGGAGGAAUCCCUAGCAUAAUUUACUGAAGAAAAAAAGAUAUUCUUGUCUUACAUUAAGUUGUCCAUCCCCGGACCUACCUUAAAGGGUAGACAGUUUAUGCAAAAAAUAGAGAAGAGUCACAGGCAGUUUUCAAGAGAUAGAAUGUGCUAGAAUGUCCUUAAAACACAGCAGAGGCUCUGCUCUGCCUCUCCUAGCUCCUGCAAGGUUCCCAGGAAUUCCUGGUGUUCUGGGACACCUGACUGCAAUAAUUGGAGGAGUCCCCCUCCUGCCCACCUCUCCAGUCCUUCCCAACCCCUCCACCCCCAUUCAUCCCAGUCUGGCCUUUCUCUGGCUGUGAUGUGAUGAGGUGGUUGGCGUCAGCUUCCCAGGGAAGACUUACGUGCCCUCUGAGUCCUAGAUAAUGCGUGGAAGUUCUUCAGAAUACAUAGUCCCACCCUAUGACCCCUGUCAACUCUUUGUCAGUGAGAACAGGGCUUUGAGGUGGCAUGAAACUUAGCCCAGAGAGAGAUAGAAGUUGAUAGGAGACCCUACUCUCCCUUCUUCCCCUUCAGGGAGCCUGAGGCUGCCCAUUGAGAGCUGUGUAUUCAAGGGCUGCCUUCCCUUCCAUGACUCAUUUUACCUGAAACUAUGAGAGGGCAAUUGUAUUGAAGAGGGAAUGUCUAAUAUAUAAUGUAUAUUCUAAAGCAGAUACUAUUUGAGUAGGUAGGUGAGUGGGUGUGUGGGUCCAAGGGGGCUUGGAGGCACAUGAGUCUGAUCCCUCUGCACAGACGUAGGAAAACCUGGCCUGGGAACUCUGUGCUAACGGCAUCAAUGCACAGCCCCCAGAGGCAAGUCCCUAAGCACCACCAGUGGCAGUGUCAGGCUUCUCCCUGGUCCCCAUCUGUCUGGGCCCUUCUCCCUGGUCUGCACCUCCCUGGUCCCCAUAACUGUCCUGGGAGCUCAGUCCUGACAGCACAGCUACCUCUGGUGGCAGGAGAAGAGAGUCCCCACUCGGUGGCCCUGCAGCCAGGUGGGCAGGUGAGGCUAGCUGAGAGGGCCAACAUUUCCUAGACCUUUCCUAGCCGAGGCCCCGCAGUGCCUGACCAGCCUUUCUCAGGUGCCAACACCCACCUGUGGCCCUCAUUUAGUGCCAGCAAUAAACAAGGAUCACUGCCCACUUCAGGAAUACCUUCACUUUCAAUCAGACUUGCUGUGACCUCACAAGGCUACUUAGUAUAACUAUGACCAUGCUGUGGAGGUAGCCACUGGGAGGCAGUUGCUCAGUGUUGACUCCCAUGGAAGGUGCAGGCAGGAAGGACCUCCAGGCUACAGAGAAGAGGCAGUAGAUUCCCUGCCAGGGCCUCUGACUCUAGGAGUUGGGUCUCUUGCUCCUCUUCCUCUAGCAGUGGAACUGCUGCCCCUUAUCCAUAUCUUAUUCUUUUAGGCCUUUUUCCAGUCCUCAAGGAGGGGACCCAUUUCUGCCCUCCCUCCAAGGUCCUGCCUACACCAUGGCAGAGCUAGAAUUAGUCCCCUUUCAAUGAGCAGUCUGGUCAUGCUUGCUUGCCCAGGGUCCAGGUUUCUGUUCUCAUGCCCCUGCCCCUCAGGAGAGGCAAAGUACCCAAGUACCUACACCCUGGGGGCAGGGCCCCAGUUCCCCCACAAAACUGGCUUUCAUGGAAAACAGUGGCUUCCAUUGCCCUGUCUUAUUUCUCUGGCUUCUCUUUGAGGGAGAAAAAUGCAAGAAAUGCACUGAGAGACAAGGUGGGUGUCUGUUCAGCUGGGCAGCCAUGUGAAUGUUGGUGCUCCUCAGCUAAGGAAAAGCAGAAACUACAUUGCAAACUCUCAAACCCACAAAACCCUCCUGAGCCCAGACCUGGAAUUCUUGCCAGAGCUGUGACAGCUCCUAUCACAUAAAAUCCCCACACCUCCCACCCACUCUAUUGCUACCCUACCUCUCCCAUAAGCAGGUGACCACAAAAGCAUUUCCCAAAUUAAAUAUCAGGCACAUGGUUUAACCACUAAUCUUUUAGAUGUGUGAAUUUAUUUAUAUGAAUGUUCUUACAGAGACAAAUUCAAUCACAUUUACACAUCUGGUUAAAGAAUCACCUAUCUUAAAAAAAGAAAAAAAAUAUUUGAAAUGAAUGAGGAGGGAGCUCAGGAGCCAAACAUCAGCUGUGUCUGGAAUCUUACCUGAGGUACUCCAACUAUGUGGGUCUCCAAUUGAGUUCAUUCUCAAAGUUGACAGCUCUGCACUGACAUCUGAAGCUUCAAAGUGGUGCCAUGGGAGCAGGGCAGAUGAACUGGGUUUGGAAGGGAUAGUAGGUCUCACAUACAGCCUGGCCUUGAAAGAGGUGAGAGGAGGGCAUAGGCUAGCUAGGGAAGAGACCCCAGAGAUGCAGCUGAUCCAAACUCACCUGGAGGGAUAAACACAACAGGAUACUAUACCCAAGCACUGAUGUGAACACACCUCUCCCUGUACCCCAGAGGUCAUGCUGGCCCAUACAGAAAUGGGUUUCAUGCCGGAAAAUCUUUCUAAGCAAAGAUGUCACUUGUAGCCAGUAUGGGGGUUCCAAGUCCCAAAGGACCCCAUUCUUUUGCAGGGAAUGGGCAGCCUCCCUUCCACCGAGCACAGACCCCAGCUUCCCCCUCAGUUUCUAGAGGGAGGACUGGGGGUCAUGGCAAGAGCACAGAAAGGUGCUCUGGACACCCACCUUGCUCUGCUCAGCACCCUGUAGCAAGAUUUUUUCUUUCUCUCACCACUGCUAAUAUAAACCCAUUAGGAUCACAAUGAUUUUCUAAACAAUUCACCUGUUUGCUUUUGUCACUGCAGCUCAACACACACCUUAAUGUAUGCUGUUAGUGGGGAAACAUGUAUCAGUUUAGAACUAUUAAAGUAAUCAAUAUGCCACAGCUAAUCCUAAUAAACCAGAUGUUUUUUAA